Messenger RNA from Plasmopara halstedii, 255 nucleotides. RefSeq lists its product as uncharacterized. The record is from RefSeq and is a predicted model, not a curated record. Lineage: Eukaryota; Oomycota; Peronosporomycetes; Peronosporales; Peronosporaceae. Bases 1 to 255 code for a protein of 84 amino acids. The transcript is spliced from 6 exons.
AUGUAUGCUAUUGAAGACGACUUUUCUGCCAUUUUCUUUCUUCGUUUCACUUAUAAUGUAAGACGGCUGCGAGUAUGUAAGUAUCUAAUUAAACGGAAUCUAUUACUCGGAGAGGGCAUUCAAUUACUCGAGGCGCAACGGAAUUUUACGAUAGCAAGCAUUACCUUCUAUUUGCGAAGACAGCGGUCCCAAACUACAGAUCUCCGAGUGCUCGAAAAGGGAGGCGUUUAUGAUGCGGAUCGUCUUUUGAUAUGA